Rotaria sp. Silwood1 is the source of this 357-nucleotide messenger RNA. Lineage: Eukaryota; Metazoa; Rotifera; Eurotatoria; Philodinida; Philodinidae. The record is from the annotation of a GenBank genome assembly.
AUGGAAAUCGAUCAAGAAGAUUCAAGUAAUGUUUUUUUCGGCAAUACUAGUCCUGAUUUAGGUAUGUUUCUUUCCUUUUGGGUUGAACAAGAUUUAUGUUUAUCAUCUAGUGAUGAAAGUUUUCAAGAUAAUCUAAUUAUUGAUGAUGAUGAUUUCAUAAUGGUAUUAAAUGGAAUCAAUUUAGGUCAUGUGGCACAUGGUUCUUCAUUAAAUGCAAUAGCACGAUGUUCAGUUCGUACUGCAUCUGGUGAAACAGCAUCAUUUAAUGAUUUAGCUUCAGGAGGAUUUGAUCUUCUUUUAACUUUUAUUGCUCGAAUUCAUCAAAUAAAUGUUGCAUCUGUCAUUGCAGACAGUUAG